Molecule: messenger RNA, 1153 nt
Organism: Hibiscus syriacus
Lineage: Eukaryota; Viridiplantae; Streptophyta; Magnoliopsida; Malvales; Malvaceae
Product: protein MRG1-like
Exons: 11
Coding region: 7-957 (316 amino acids)
Biological process (GO): chromatin organization; regulation of DNA-templated transcription
Cellular component (GO): nucleus; histone acetyltransferase complex
Source: RefSeq, a predicted model, not a curated record
GAAAAAAUGGGAAGCUCGUUGAAGGAAGAGACGACAGCCGACGCUGAUACGUCGAGCCGUGACACCCCUCCUUCCGAUUCGAACAUCUUCUCCGAGGGCGAACGUGUUCUCGCCUAUCACGGCCCUUAUAUCUACGAAGCCAAGGUUUCAAAAACUGAGCUUCGGAAGAAAGAAUGGAAGUACUUCGUUCAUUACCUUGGUUGGAAUAAAAAUUGGGAUGAAUGGGUAGCAGCUGAUCGGCUGAUGAAAAACACUGAAGAGAAUGUUAGGAAGCAGCAAGCCCUUGACAGAAAACAAGGUGUUGAAAAAGGUUCAAGGCCAGGGCGUUCAAGUCAGACCAAGCCGAAAAGCUCUACUGAUGCAAAACUGGAUAAAGAGGACCUGAAGAACACCGUGCCAAAAGGGAAGAAGAGAAAGAGCGACUCAGGUGUUGAGAAGGACAAUUCAUCCAUGGAAAAGCCUAUCAAGAUCCAAAUUCCAUCAACCCUAAGGAAGCAGCUUGUUGAUGAUUGGGAAUUUGUUACGCAACAGGAUCAGCUUGUUAAACUUCCUCGUUCGCCAAAUGUUGAUGAUAUUUUGACAAAGUACCUUGAAUACAGGUGCAAGAAGGAUGGCACAAUGAGUGAUUCAAUUGGAGAGAUCUUGAAAGGAAUUCGCUGCUACUUCGACAAAGCUUUGCCUGUAAUGCUUCUAUAUGAAAAAGAGCGCCAACAGUACCAUGAAGUAAUCGUUGAUGAUGUAUCCCCAUCAACUAUAUAUGGUGCUGAGCAUUUACUACGCCUUUUCGUUAAGUUUCCUGAGCUAUUGGCAUAUGUGAAGAUUGAAGAGGAAACCUUGACUCACUUGCAACAGAAGAUAAUUGAUUUUCUUAAGUUUCUACAGAAAAACCAGUCCACAUUUUUUCUAUCCGCGUACGACCGAUCUAGAGUUUCAGAUGGUAAAGGGAAAGACAACUAGAUCGGCUAUCCCGAAUUCAACCGAUGUCGACUUUCAGGCUUGAAAAAUGUUGUAAGAUAGAAUAUGUUAGAUUCUUGGUUUCACCUUUCAACCCCCCCCCCCCCCCCAAUUUCCAGGGUAAGCGAAAUUUAGUCGGGAUGCAUAUGUACUUGAUUUCCCGGAACUGCUUUAUUUUUUGGAUAAAUUACAAAUUUGC